This is a messenger RNA of Lactuca saligna, 1227 nucleotides long. The record is from the annotation of a GenBank genome assembly. NCBI's taxonomy places the organism in Eukaryota, Viridiplantae, Streptophyta, Magnoliopsida, Asterales, Asteraceae.
AUGAAUCCUCCAUUAAAUACGAUUCAUCAGAUUUACCCACAACUUCAUUCGACAAUGGUGAGUCAACAGAAGAAUCCGCCUUCACUACAACCUUCAAAGAAUCAAUGGAAACCAUGGAAUCAGCAGGCGAAGGAAAGGAAACGCCUGAAAGGUAUGAUUGAAGGUGGUGCAAAGAAAGGAUUGAAGGAGAGUUUUAACCAAUUUGCAGGAUUGCUUGGUCAAAGAGUUAAAUUCGUGAAUCAGCUGAUUGUAUUAGACAAAGAUCAAAUGUUGGAGGCUUUGCUGAAUGAUCACCAAUCCCAUUGGGAAUUGAGGGUGUGGUAUUUUUGUAAUUUCACUGUGUUUUCUACUGUUUUCAUGGUUGUUUAUGCUUUUGUGCAUAUUUUUCUAUGUGAUUCGAAUCGGAUUCAAGGUUUAGAGUUUAAUGGGCUUGAAUUUCCUGAUAGUUUUGGUGAAUUUGUUAUGUGUGGAGUAAUUUUCUUCAACUUGGAGCGCGUUUAUAUCAUGGUUUCCCGGUUUGUCCAAGCUAGACUGAGUAGAGUAGCACUCAUCAAGGGAAACAAGUUACCUCCAUUGGAUUGUUCAGGUUUCUUAGAUCCUUUUGUAGUGUUGACAUGUAAUGGGAAGACAAGAACAAGUUCUUUCAAGCUUCAAACUCUCGAUCCGCAAUUGAAUGAAAUACUCGAGUUUGAUGUUGCAGAAGAACCCCUGUUGUUAUUGAAUGUUGAAGUAUUUGGCUUUGAUGGUCCUUUUGGUCAACCGACUUCACUUGGGCAUGCGGAGAUUAGAUUCUUGAGACAUACAUCUGAAGAAUUGUUUCCAUUCUUUUGUGUCUUUUCAUUUUGCAAACAGGAUCAUGGGAGCACCGAAUUCUUUGAUCCAUUAAGGGGGCUAUCAACAGAAACCUUGGAGCCAGUUGAAAAUACGGUAGUUGCAGAAAAGCUUCCUGCUACCCAACCAACCUCUCAUCUCUCUUCAAAGAAGGAGUGGACAUCCUUUAAUAAGCUACUAAUGCAGAGAUUUCCUGUCCCAAAAAUGAUUUCAGUUUCUUCGUUUUCAAGCAAAACCAUAAAAGGCAGCAAGGCAAGUGGAGAACUAUCAUCAAAUAUUCAGUCAGAUGAAUUGAAUGACUCUCAAAAGUUGAAGGAAGGAGGAUUCAAGAUUGUUAGCCAGCAGGAGUACAUUAAAUGGAUGCAUGGACUUAAACAUGAGAUCAUGCGUUCUUAG